CCCAGAAGGCCUCCCAUUUUUGACUUGGGGCAGCGGGGCUGAUGGCGGAAGGGGAGGCAGAGGCGGAGAGCCGGACCGAGAGCGGCAGCGACAGCGGCGGGGGGAGUCGUGUCGCCGCCGCCGCCGCCAUCGAGGUCCCCGGAGCCGGGUCCCUGGAGCGGGGUGUGGCGGCCAUCAAGCCUCAGUACCUUACCACCAAGGAGCAGUUCCACGCCUUCCUGGAAACCAAAGGGAAAGAUGCAGGGGGCCAGGGCACGGAGAAGCCGGCCGGAAGCGAUGCCGAAGAGGAAGAACCCACGUGCAAGGGCUUGCCCGAGCCCGCAUCCAAGAAGAUAAAGCUUGAAGAGGAGAAGGAAGAAACGCAGGGCCGGGGAGCGGACGAGGUGGAGCAGCAGCGGAAAAGGAGAGCCAGGGGACAGAAUAAGAACCGGCCGCACGUGAAGCCCACGCAUUACAGUGAGAACAAGCUGUGUCCGUCCCUCAUCCAGGCGUCAGCCGACAAGUGCUUCUUCGGCGAGCGCUGCCGCUUCCUGCACAACCUAGCCGGCUACAUGGCUGCCAAGCCCCCGGACCUCGGGGACAGGUGUGUCCUGUUCGACACCUUCGGGAAGUGCAUCUAUGGCGUCACCUGCCGCUUUGCCGGGGCUCACCUGGGGGAGCAGCAGCAGAACCUGGUGGAUGCCGAGCGGGCUGCGCAGUGGCGGGACAGGCAGGUGGUACGCAACGGCCUGAGCAAGGAGCUCCAGCAGCAGCUGCGCAAGAAAAUGGUGCUCUUCGGCCGCUCCGAGCGCUACCUCCGCCAGUUGAACGGCCCGGCCCGAGGAGGGGCCGGGAAAGGCCGCACCCCGGACCCCGGGGCCGGAGAGGUGGGGGGCGGCGGGGGGCGGGAGGGCCCGGCCCCCGCGCGGGAAGACCCGAGUUCUGGCCCGCCGACUUCGGAGUCCCAGGCCGGGGGGCCGGGGGAAGAGCCCGGAGCCGGGGGCGGCGGCACCGUCCGGACUUCGGGACCGCUCACCGACGAGGAUGUCAUCAGACUCCGGCCUGCCGAGAAGAAGGAGUUGGACAUCCGAGGCAAGCUGUACCUGGCCCCGCUCACCACGUGUGGCAAUUUGCCCUUCCGGAGGAUCUGCAAGCGCUUCGGGGCCGACGUCACCUGUGGAGAGAUGGCUGUGUGCACGAACCUGCUCCAGGGCCAGUCCUCCGAGUGGGCCUUGCUCAAGCGUCACCACAGCGAGGACCUCUUCGGCGUCCAGCUGGAGGGCGCGUUCCCAGACACCAUGACCAAGUGUGCCGAACUGCUCAACCGGACUGUCGAGGUGGACUUCGUGGACAUCAACGUCGGGUGCCCGAUCGACCUGGUGUACAAGAAGGGCGGGGGCUGUGCCCUGAUGAAUCGCUCCAACAAGUUUGAACAGAUUGUCCGAGGAAUGAAUUCGGUGCUGGACGUGCCCCUCACUGUGAAGAUCCGGACGGGAGUACAGGAGAAGGCCAACCUGGCUCACAGGCUCCUCCCCGAGCUCCGGGCCUGGGGCGUGUCACUGGUCACGCUCCACGGCCGGUCCCGAGAGCAGCGCUACACCAAGGUGGCCGACUGGCAGUACAUAGAGCAUUGUGCGCAGGUGGCCAGCCCCAUGCCGCUGUUCGGAAAUGGUGAUAUUCUCUCUUACGAAGAUGCAAACUGUGCCCUGCGGACAGGUGUUUCUGGAGUCAUGAUCGCCCGAGGGGCCCUUAUCAAGCCGUGGCUUUUUACCGAAAUCAAAGAGCAGCGCCACUGGGACAUUUCUUCGGGGGAGCGACUGGAGAUCCUCAGAGACUUCACCCGCUUUGGACUGGAGCACUGGGGCUCGGAUACGCAGGGCGUGGAGAAAACCAGGAGGUUUCUGUUGGAGUGGCUGUCGUUCCUGUGCAGGUACAUCCCCACGGGUUUGCUGGAACAUCCCCCCCAGAAGAUCAACGAGAGGCCUCCCUACUAUUUGGGCCGGGACCACCUGGAGACCCUCAUGGCCAGUCAGCAUGUGGAUGACUGGAUCCGGAUCAGCGAAAUGCUCCUGGGCCCCGUCCCGCCUGCCUUCACCUUCCUGCCGAAGCACAAAGCCAACUCCUACAAGUAGCCGGGGGGAGGACCGGAGAGGGCAGCGACUUAAACACCACAGACGAGAACAAAGGAAAUAAAGGAAAUAAAUUUCUUUUGUUUCCA
Messenger RNA from Tachyglossus aculeatus (Australian echidna), 2197 nucleotides. It is a transcript of the gene DUS3L, whose product is annotated as dihydrouridine synthase 3 like. The coding region runs from base 42 to 2111 and encodes 689 amino acids. Gene Ontology annotation, biological process: tRNA processing. Gene Ontology annotation, molecular function: tRNA dihydrouridine synthase activity; flavin adenine dinucleotide binding; metal ion binding. The record is from RefSeq and is a predicted model, not a curated record. NCBI's taxonomy places the organism in Eukaryota, Metazoa, Chordata, Mammalia, Monotremata, Tachyglossidae. The transcript has 13 exons.